CGAAUUUUGUCUUUUUAACUGAUUUUAGCCAGUCACAUCCAUUACAAUACAGGGCUAUUGCAAGAUUUGCCCAUCCCCAGGAUCCAAAAAGAGCACCGAGCGUGUGGAUUCGAUUCAUUGUUAUUCAACAUACUGUAUCAAGAUGUUGGCGGCAACACGACGAGAGCAACGGUGCUUCCUCCCAAUGAUGAAGCCCUCUGGUAUGCAGGGUAUUCUCUUGUUAAUCUCGAUACUGAUCCUCAUCAGUGCCCACACGAGUACGGCCUUUGUGCCGUUUCUACAACAAUCCAACCGCAACAGCAGCACGUCGUUGGGUUUCUUUGGCCGCUUUCGUCGAAAUAAUAGCCAACGACACGUCGACGACCAUUUUGACUAUACCACGAUUUCCACCGAGCUACCGCCUCAUCUGACAUCGAUUCCCGCCAUUCAAGAAUUGGAAGACGUGUUUGACGACGACACGAAUAAUUAUGUCUGCCAACACGGCUGGAUGGAUUCGGUGGAAAAAGACGGUGCCAGGUUGCAUUAUCGACGCUUUCUACCCAAAGAGGAAACAGCUGAACUGAGGGGAAUCAUUGUGUGGAUGCACGGGAUUCAAGGUUUUGGUGGUGGUGCUCACAUUGUGGAUCAUGGCAAUACUACCGUCACGAAAACCAACAUGGCGUUCAUUGCCGACCGGUUUGUGGGCGAAAAGAACUAUACCGUGUAUUCCUUGGAUCUCUACGGACAUGGGUAUUCCGAGGGACGACGGCAUUUCGUCACGUCAUGGCAAAACAAUCUACAAGAUUAUACCAAUUUUCUAAAACAUGUCGCUUCGCUGCACGACAAUGAUGAUGAUGACAGUGUACCACUGUUUUGCGCGGGAGAAUCCUACGGUGGAUGUCUCACGUUGCACUUGGCGGCACAACAAGAAGAGAACGAGGCUCUUCCACCCCAACUCGACAGCAUUUUAUUGUUGGCUCCGGCCGUUAUCGCGGCAGAUCUACCACCCGCUCCCGUCACGUUUAUUUUAAAACAAAUUCUGGCUCGAUUGGCGCCCCGUUGGCAACCCUUUUUCAUGCCCCAUCCCGUGUCACCGGAAAAUGUAUGGCGCGAUGAAACCCUCCGACAACGCAACCUCGAUCGAACGCCCGAACCGUACAUUGGCGGAUCCGGGACGCAGUUUCGAUUGGGAACCGCGGUGCAACUAUUGGAUGCACUCGAUGCGUGCCGCGACACGGCCAUUCCGGCAUUGAAAACGACACCCUUUUGUGUCGUGCACGGAGACAAUGACCGGGCUGUCCCCAUUGACGGGACCAAUUAUCUGGACGAACAUGCUCCCGUGAAAGAGCGGGCGGUACGUCGAGAACCAGGAGCCUAUCAUGACUUGUUGGCGGAUCCUGCCAAAGACAAUGUGGUGAAAUUUUUGCUCGAAUGGACCGAAGGACGCAUUGCAAAACGUGCAGCAAAAGUCAGCAGCAACUAGCUACGGUGGUACCGUACUUCCAUCCACAACGAGCAAACCUCCAGAGGGGAUCAAUGCAUCGUCGACAUUAUUUUGAGCUGGCCGACGAAACUGCACCUUGAUUAGUCAAGAAGCAGAGUAAAUAUGUAAGAAUCAAGAGACAGACUUGCUGGACUGUAGCGGGCUCCAUAUUUGCAAUGAAUUGCUUUCAAAUAGUAGUUGGCUGUUUUGGCUGGACUUUGGGAGUGGGCUCCUCCAAAUUUGCAGUGAAUGGCUUUCCUAGAAGAUGUGUUCAAAUGAUAGUUGGCUGUUUUGGCUGGACU
Seminavis robusta is the source of this 1764-nucleotide messenger RNA. NCBI's taxonomy places the organism in Eukaryota, Bacillariophyta, Bacillariophyceae, Naviculales, Naviculaceae. The record is from the annotation of a GenBank genome assembly.